GCCCAAGCGAGAAACAUAUACUCCCGCUGGCAAGCAACAAACCAACCAACCAACCAACUGCACUUCAGCAACAACGACGACGACGAAGACAACCAAAACAAGCAGCUGCUCAGCCAGGCUCUCCCCUCCUCGUCGCUCGCUUGUUGCUUGGUUGACAGCAACGCACCGCGUCUUGCUGCUGCUGCUGCUGUCUCGGUUUGCCACUCACCGCACAAAGCACGCAUACGCAGUACAACACACGUACAUAUGGUUGAUAAGAAGAAGGGUGCUGUGAAGAAACAGCACCAGCUGAGUACUGCCAGCAACGCAUCCAUCCACUCCAGAUCCCAGCUCAUCGCAAAGUCUGGAUCAAGGCUGCAGUCACAAUCACGCCAUCGCUUGUCGAAGCAAAUCAGCGGCAAUGAAGGCGAUGAGUGGCUGCAGGCCAAGGAUCCCGUCAAGCCGCCCAACCAGCUGGACCUACCUGAUGAGGCCCUGAACGAGGAGAUCACACGCAUUCUUCGUGCUGACAACCCCAAUGCCCCACACAACAUCGUCCGCUUCAGCUACAAGGAUGGCGCGUACAAGCAGAUGGCGAGUGUGGACCAGUGUGCGUACCACUAUGUCCUCAACGGGACGCUGAUCCACAAGGAGAGCGACGAGGCCAAGCGGCAGGUGGCCCGCAGCCGCUUCAAGAGCAAAUCUUCAAAGGCAGACGUCUCACAGGGGGACGAGGGUAACACGGCGGAAGCAGGCACGUCCACUGCCGAUGCGCAGACGGGAGACAACGAGGCAGAGAAGAAGGAGGGUGAUGGUGACGGUGAAGGUGAUGGUGAUGAUGGUGAUGGUGACGAGAACCAGGAGGAAGAGGAGGAAGAGGAGGAGGAGGAUGAGGAGGAUGAGGACGAUGCUGGUGAUGGCGAGCCAGACAAGCCGCUGCGAAACCAGUUCAACUUUAGCGAGCGCGCUGCACAGUGCUUUGCACCAGCACACCGCGACCGUGACACCAUGACAGAGGCACCACAACGCGAGACGUUCACUGCCAACGCGACGCAGUGGGUCAUCUUUGACGCGUACGUUGCCGACCAGGAAAAGCAGCAGGCCGCUAAGACAAAGCGCAGGUCCAGCGGUACAAAACCAGAGCACAAGGUGUCACACGCGUUGACGCGCGAGCUUGGAGAUGACGGUGGCAGUGACUGGAUGAAUGCAGCAAAGUUGAUUGCGCUGUCGACGGCGAAGAAGAUGGAGCGACUGGUGAACCAGAACACGUUCCACGACGUUGCCAUGGACUUCAAGUACUGGAACGACCCAUCCGACCAGUUCAAGGAGAAGCAAGGGUCGCUGCUGCCGCUGUGGCGCUUCACAAACGAGAAGACCAAGCGCAAGCACGUGACGUGUGUGCGGUGGUGCCCGGAGUACCCCGACCUUGUACUUGUUGGCUACGGGUCGUACGACUACACCAAGCAGACCGACGGCGCCAUCUGCGCGUACUCGCUCAAGAACCCGUCCUACCCAGAGUACAUCAUCCCCGUCAACAGCGGCGUCAUGUGCAUCGACGUGCACCCAAAGCAGUCGUCACUGGUAGCGGCGGGCAUGUACGAUGGCUCUGUUGCCGUGUACGACCUGAGUCGCAAGGCCAACAGGGACGAGCCGCUCGUGCGGUCCACGGCCAAGACGGGCAAGCACACGGACCCCGUGUGGAGCGUGGAGUGGCACGAGGACGAUGUCGACCAGAACCGCAACUUCUCCUCUGUGUCGUCGGACGGGCGCGUGUCGACGUGGACCAUGGUGCAGACGGAGCUCCAGCACACGGACAUUAUCCGCCUCUCAUACGACACAACCAAGAAGCAGCCCGCACAGGGAGCUGAGCCGCUGUUUGGGCUUGGCGCGGGGACGUGCCUGGACUUCAACCAACACCGCGAAAACGUGUUCCUCAUUGGCACGGAGGAGGGUGAUGUGCACCAGUGCUCCCGCGCCUACACAAGCAAAUUCCUCAAGACCUUCAAGGCACAUACAAUGGCGGUGUACACGGUGACGUGGAACCCGUUCCAUCCGCGCAUCUUUGCAUCGUGCAGUGCUGAUUGGACGCUGAAGAUUUGGGACGACGCGGACGAUUCGCCCGUGUUCACAUUUGACCUCGGCAAUGCCGUCGGCUGCGUGGCCUGGUCGCCCUUCUCCCCCACCGUCUUUGCAGCUGUCACCACCGACGGAAAGAUCCACGUGUUUGACUUGCAGCAGAACAAGUACGAGCCCAUCUGCCAGCAGCAGGUGACGAAGAAGGCCAAGCUGACCCAGGUUGCCUUCAACAAGAAGGAUCCCAUCAUCAUUGUUGGUGACGACAGGGGUGCCUCCUCCACAUUCAAGCUCUCUCCAAACUUGCGCAAGGCCCUCAUGGACAAGAAGAAGAAGACGGCCGAAGAGCUUCUGGAGGCCUUUGAUCGCAUUCUCGAAUCUGUCAAGGAAACGCCGCACACACAGGCACCAGCAAAGACACCCGCUGCCAAGUAACAUCAUCACAUUGCUUGCACAUGUGUGUUGUGUUUCGCUUGCAGUGUGUUGGACUUGACGUGAGCUGGUGCCUGUGCGUGUGAAGUGGUGGCGGUUCGCGUGGUUGAAACGUCUGCGUUGCAUGAAGACGCAGAAUUGUUGUAUGCGUCAAGUGUGUGCGUGUGUGCUUGUGUGUGUGUGUGUGUGUGCGUGCGUGUUUGACGGUUCAUCUUCUUUUGUGUUGUUGUUCAUUUGCUCAUUGAACGAGCGGGAUCAACAUUGCAAUCUAAUCUGACUUGAAAUGGG
Messenger RNA from Salpingoeca rosetta, 2772 nucleotides. Its product is annotated as dynein. Gene Ontology annotation, cellular component: outer dynein arm. Gene Ontology annotation, molecular function: dynein heavy chain binding; dynein light chain binding. Bases 247 to 2487 code for a protein of 746 amino acids. The record is from RefSeq and is a predicted model, not a curated record. NCBI's taxonomy places the organism in Eukaryota, Choanoflagellata, Craspedida, Salpingoecidae. The transcript has 14 exons. Gene Ontology annotation, biological process: cilium movement; outer dynein arm assembly.